AUGGACGAGACACAUCAACCAAGUUCUUCUGCCUUCCAGCAGCUACAGCAUGAACUACAAUUUGGCAGUCCGGAAACACCAGUGGAGCCUGCUCUGUCUGCUAGUAACGAGCUGCAUGGAACAUUGGCAUCAAAUGUGAGAGGAAACCAACAACCUACUUUCGGGCCAGGGGGAGAUGGUGCAUCAUCAUCACCGCCAUCAUCUGCUGCUAGUAAAGUGGAUUUAAAGAAUGAAGAAUUAUUCCCUUCCUUGCCCAAAGCGUCGGGAACGAAACCUCCAGCUUGGAUACCACCACCGCGUCCACCUCCAACUACCACUACUACCUCAUCAAAGGCUAAUGGGAGAUCAAGAGUACUACCACAGGAAAAGUUUGAUGUCGCUGCGAGUCUAUUGGCAACGAAUCGAAAGGCUACGCCAACUGAAGUCGCCAAAGCUACUGCAUCAAAGUAUUCGGGAGCAUCGAUAGACUGCCUCACAAAGAAAUCAGGAUUGUCAUUCACUGUGACUGCUAAAGCUGAUAUGUUGCCUCUCAUCAGAAGAGAGAUAUUAAGUGCUGUUUGUGCACAGGUCACUCAAACAUUUAUGGUGCCUCCUGCAGUACGACCUUUUAUUAUUGGUAAAGGUGGAUCCAACCUGCAUGCUUUGGUAACACGUACAAUGACCAAGAUCACUAUACCGCGGCAAGCUCCUGCUGAUGCAUCUCCAGAGGAGACUCAACAGCAAGAUGAAGAAGAUCAACCUGUAAUUAUAAUCGGUGAUCCAGAGGGUGUAGAGUUGGCUAAAAAGGAAAUUGAUGCUAUUGUUUCUGAGAGGACAAGCAAACAUGUUGGAAGAGUCAAUAUUGAUAGAGCAUAUCAACCAUUCGUAGCAGGUCCUGGUAAUGCAACAUUUGAAGAACUCCAAAACGAAUUUGGUGUUCGUAUUCAUAUGGCACCCAUCUUGGGCAAUGAAAAGGCUGCUGCUGAACCCAAAAAAGACAAAGAUGGCAAAGUCAACAAUCCAGAUGAGAUUGUCAUCAUUGGUGAACGAGAUGCUGUUCGUCAAAUUGAGGAGAGAUUGAAGCAGAUUCAUGAAGAUGUGAAACGACGAAUCAAAACGAGCUCGUUACAAGUAUCUAAGAAGCAACAUCGAUUUGUUAUUGGUCAACGAGGAUCAGGUCUGCAAGAGAUAUUCAAAGAAACCGGUUGCGCUGUGGAUGUGCCUCCUGCAUCAGAUCCAUCAGAGAUGAUUGCAGUGAGAGGGGCUGAAGAUCGGAUUGGAAAGGCCAUUCAAGCCGUUUAUGCUAGAGCCAACUCAACCAUCAUCGAAGAGGUUGAUAUACGGUCUCUCGUACCCAUAGGCACUGAUCCAAUCCAUCUUGUACGCCAAAUAUCCAUGAAGUAUCGAGACUUUUUGAAAGAACUAGAAACAGCCCAUUCCGCUUCCAUCAUCAAUACCACAUCACCGAGCAAUGGUCCAAUGUUUGAAAUACAUGCCAAGAGUAGAGCUGAUACAGAUGCUGCUAGAAAUCCCCUGAAGAAGUUGAUUUCCGAGCUAGGUCGCGAAUUAGUGUUUGUGCCUAUUACCAUACCUAGAGAAAUGCACAAGUAUGUAGUUGGUAAAGGUGGUGCAAAUAUUCAACGAUUACGUGCCAAUCCACAAUACUCGGGCUUGUUGGCAGAUGUCGUAGUGUCUAACGACGACAAGGAAUCAGACGAUGUAGUUAUAGUAGUUCGUCGUAAUCCUGCUUCCAAGAAUGCUGAAGCUGAAGCGAUAGCCAUGGCAACUCGGGUCAAGGACGACUUGGUUGUUCAAGCUACAGCUUUAGCGGAUUUGGCUACGCAUGUUUUAGAUGUUGAAGGUAAAUAUCACGGUCGUAUUAUUGGAGCUGGUGGUACUUCUCUCAAGUCUCUACUUGGACCAUAUGGGGAUCGUGUAGUCAUUCGAUUCCCUGAUGCUAAAACAGAAGACGCAUCUGUCAAUAAGCAUGCUAUUACCAUUCGUGGACCUAAAGGUGAUGUUCCCAAAGUCGUCGAAACUCUUCAAGCCAUGCUUGUCGAGUGGAAGCGAUUAGAAGCCUUGUCAUCCUUCAAGGAGGUCAUCACGGUCCCUGUAGGUACAGCUCAAAAGACUGUCGGAGCUAGUGGUAAUGCUAUCGGGUGGCUUGCUAAAGCUAUACGAGAAAAACUAGCUGAAGGUCCAGAAAAGGAUCGCAAAUCAGUAGAAGAUGCAGGUGCCUCUGCUGGUGGCUUUUUAAAUAUGAGAGUCGAAGUCUCUGAAUCUGCUAAAGGAGAUAUUAUUACUAUAUACGGGCCCAAAGUAGUAGUCACUAUGGCUAAGCCUCUUAUCGCCGAACGAGCUGUCGCUAUUGCAAACACUGUUACCUUGGCCGUUCAUAUAUUCGAUCUUAUAAAUGCAGAAGCUAAAACCCUGCUAGCUGGUCAAUCCGAUAUUUUAGACUUCAAGACUCGAAUGGUGCGUCGUGUCAUCGGACAGAGUCAACGGAACCUUAAAAAGCUUGAGGAUAGACAUAGUGUAUCCAUACAUUUAAAGUUGAAAAAGCCAGCUCCUAAGAAGUUGGAAGAGUCUACUCUGGAUGCUGAUAGCAGUCCGGUCGUAUCUGAUUCGAAUGAUGCUGCUUUUGAUGAUGGAUUUGCAGAUGGUGUUAUUGAAAUUAAGGGCAUGAAGAAGGAGGUUGAAAGCGCUAAAAAGGAGUUGGUAGAACUCACUGAAUAUGAGGUAUUGCAUUCGUACUCUAAAACCUUCCAUAUUCCACACAACGCUCUACCACACGUUGUUGGCAAAGGUGGUGGAAGAAUUGCCAGUCUUCGACAAACUUAUGAUGUACAGGUCGACAUUAUUGAAGAUCCGAGCACCAAACCACCAUCAACUCGUGUUACGAUCGAAGGAUCGCCCAAAAAUGUCGAAUUGGCACAUGCCAAAAUUUUGGAAACUGUCACUGAUACUGUAGCAGUUGAAACCUGCGCCUUCCCAUUACCUUCACACCUACACAAGCAUGUAAUCGGUCCUGGAGGGCAACGUAUAAAAGCCAUAGUAGAUGCUGCUGGUGGUCCAGAUAAAGCCAAGGUCCAAUUUCCAAAAAUGGGUGCCUUCGAAGGUGCCAAUGAAGUGGAAUUGAAAGGAUCCUCUGCCACAUUACAAAUAUUGAAGGAUGAAUUGCAAAAGGUUAUACAGGAGAUUGUCGGUGUAGCUGGUCUUGAUAGUCCAGACUCAGAUUCAAUUGGUGGCAAUGGAAUGACAAGCUUUACACCAAGUACUUCGAUAUCUGGUGAAUCGAUAGAACAGGUGAUUUCAAUCCCAAUUACUGAAGCACCACGAGUAAUAGGCAAGAAUGGUGAAACAGCUAUUGCUAUUAUGAAGAAGAAUAAUGUCACUAUCUAUAUUCUCCCCCCUCAAGGCAAUGAAGCUCAAGUGAGAAUAGUAGGUAAACGAGAUACCGACAUAGAAUCAGCCAAAGCUGAAGUCCUUUCCAAGCUACGAACUACUGUAACUAUAUCAUUACCCGCUCUUGUGAUGGAAGCCUUCCAAGCUGGUGGCCUCUCACGGGAUGUAUAUGUCGCAUCUAUCGCAGAACUUGCUAAACAGUUGAAAGCGAAUAUGGGCGUUACUGUUGAAUUGUCAAAUGGGUUGUCGAGGGGCAAGACUACCGAUGGUGGUGUAGUUGUUCGCGGUGGUGAAACUCUGCCAGCUGCUUUGAAAGAAGUACAAAAGCUUCUCAACGACAUAGGUCAGCAUGCUGCACAUAUGCCAAUCGACAACACUAUGAGACCUCAUGUUAUUGGUCGUGAAGGCCGAAACUUAGUACGCAUGCGUGCAGAGAGUGGUGCAUAUAUCGAGCUUCUCAAAGUCCCCAGUGAAGGGCGUAACAGUGUUACGCGUGAUGUAGUCGUCAUUAGAGGUACUCCAGAAUCAGUCGAAUUGGCGACCCAACUAGUCAAUGAUAUCCUCAAAGAUCAAGAGAAGAGGAGAUCCCAAUCAGUUACAGCUUCAUCAACACGUCAACCCACCUCAUUAACGUCAUUUGCAGCUCCUGCCAAUGGUACACCUGCUCGUAUAGAUGAUGAAACGAGUUCAGAAGGUGGAAUGUCGAUUGGUACUGGAUCUAUUGCAGAGGGAUCUGGUGUACCAGGAUGGUCUGGUCGUCCAGCAAUGCAGCAUCGAAGGCGUGUCAAUAAGCAUGACGAAUCCAACAAAAGUAACAAUAUUAGCCAGAACUCUGCCGCUGUCUUACCUGCAGCUGCUACCAUGACUCCACCAUCACGUAGUCAUUCCGAUACUCAAUGGCAAGAUGUCAAGUCGAGAAAAGCUAGGGCGGCACCAGCUGACGGUAAACAACCUAUACCAGGAACACCAACACCACAACCACCACAGCAACAACCAGUCCCGACUCAUAGUAUUAGUAGUAGUGUAGUUGAGUCUGUCACUGUACCCGAGACUGUGUCUGUCUCGUCACAACAACAAUCCAAUAGUGUUAGUGCCAGUAAGCCGAAAAAGGUGAAACAACAGCAAAAUCUACCACCCGGUGCGGCCCCACCUAAGCAACAUCAUCCUCAACCAGCAGUCACAGCACCAGCUGUUGUCACCCCACCGAUAUCUGUACCUGUAGAAACCGCUAAACCAACUACACCAGAAACGACGACAACACCAGAAAAGCCAGCGGAGGAUGAGUGGAGUACUGUCUCUUCAGUCCGCAAGUUCAAAGAUAAUCGAAAAAAGGCUGAAGCCGCAGCUACUCCAAGUGCAACUCCAUCAGUUGCCUCGAAUACUAGACCAGUUACUCCAGCACCAGCAGAUGCCACUCCUGCUACUGAUGCUUCUAGUGAAAGCGGUGCUGGAACAGCUGCUAAGAAACCAAAGAAGAAGAAAUCAAAGGCUGCAACGCAACUAAACGGUAGUAGUGAUUCAUGA
Synchytrium microbalum is the source of this 4908-nucleotide messenger RNA. RefSeq lists its product as uncharacterized. Gene Ontology annotation, cellular component: nucleus; cytoplasm. The transcript is spliced from 8 exons. The record is from RefSeq and is a predicted model, not a curated record. Bases 1 to 4908 code for a protein of 1635 amino acids. Lineage: Eukaryota; Fungi; Chytridiomycota; Chytridiomycetes; Synchytriales; Synchytriaceae. Gene Ontology annotation, molecular function: mRNA binding. Gene Ontology annotation, biological process: regulation of gene expression.